AUGCUUGGUGUCAACAGAGAUGAUGAUUACGAUGAUUACCACAUCCACAUUCACAACAAUGACGAUUACGAUGAUCACCCCAUCUACAACAAUGACAACGAUGACGACAGCGAGAUUCAAAAGGAAGCCUGCAAGACCCCAUUCUCUUCAACUUGUGUAUUUUUGGAUGUUGGUGUGACGGAUGAGAUUGACGACUGGUGA
Messenger RNA from Lichtheimia ornata, 201 nucleotides. RefSeq lists its product as uncharacterized. The transcript is spliced from 2 exons. Bases 1 to 201 code for a protein of 66 amino acids. The record is from RefSeq and is a predicted model, not a curated record. Lineage: Eukaryota; Fungi; Mucoromycota; Mucoromycetes; Mucorales; Lichtheimiaceae.